CGUUUCCGCGGGGACGCCAUAGCGGAGGUGCACCGCGGGAACCAAGAUGGCGGCGCACACGCUGCGGGGCCUGUACCGGCCGCCGCUUGGGUUUGUCGCCGCCCGGUUCUCGCAGCGGGCCGCCGCCGGGACCGAGUACCGGAGCGCCUACAGCCUGGACAAGCUCUACCCGCCGCGGCAGGACGGCGCCGCCGACGCCCCGGAGGAGACGCAGCCGGCCACCCUCAACAUCCCCCUGGGUGAGCACCCCGACACGCACCUGGGCCCGGGUGCCCGGCGGUGGGUUAGACUCGGGACUACCGAGCCCGUGCUCAGCGCAGAGCUAAGCCCAAAGCCUCGCCUGACCGUGUCCUACUGCCGGAGCAGCGGCCCCGGCGGGCAGCACGUAAAUAAAGUGAAUACCAAGGCAGAAGUUCGGUUCCACCUGGCGUCAGCAGACUGGAUUCCAGAAGCUGUGAGACAAAAAAUGGCAUCGAUGCACAGGAAUAAGAUAAACCGAGCUGGUGAGCUGAUCGUGAACUCUGAAGAGAGUCGCUACCAGAUGAGGAAUCUGGCGAUCUGUUUAGAGAAAAUCAGAACCAUGGUGGCGGAGGCCACCGAGAAGCCCGAGGUGGAGUCUAAGGAGACUACACAGAAAUUCAUAGAGAGGGUGGAAAAAAUGAACCGUGAGCGACUACGACAGAAGAAGAUACACUCAGCUAUAAAACAGAGCAGGCGGGCAGACUUCGACUGAGAAGAGCAGAGAUCGAGUCCUUGGCGUGCCGUCUUUCUAAAGAAAUGGCAUUGGCAGCUGUAGAUGACGCUGAACUCCCUGACCUAUAGUGAAUAAAAAUGGUCUGAAAGUGUAAAUAAAAGUAUUUAACAUCUCCUUUUGAACCUA
Messenger RNA from Phalacrocorax carbo (great cormorant), 880 nucleotides. The record is from RefSeq and is a predicted model, not a curated record. Lineage: Eukaryota; Metazoa; Chordata; Aves; Suliformes; Phalacrocoracidae.